AUGAUGGGAGUAACCAUCCCCCCUCCUGUUCCACCGGUGCCACGGCCCAGGAAUGUCCCAGCUCCAGUUGCUCCUGUCGUGUCUGCACCCAUUCCUAAGGGGAAGGGGAAGGGGAAAGGGAAAUGGAAAUCCUCCCAAACCCCAGCCCCUCCCCCUCCUAGUACCUAUCCGUCUGUCUCGGUAGUGGAGGCUGGGCCGUCAGCGGCCACGCUGAUGGCGCAGGCCAACCCGCCGCGUCAGACCAAAAAGCCCACCCCUACUCCUCGUGGCCGAGCCCCAAUUGUAGCUGUCAACACAGCCCACGAUACUCGCCAGACAGCUGGCCCAGCCCCUAAGUCCUCGAGAAACAAAAAAAAGAACCAAAAAAAGAAGGAGAGGAGGAAACUAAUAAAGAAAUUGGCGAGAGAGGAAACUGCCAGAAAAAUGGAAGUCGACCAACCGGCGCAAGAGGCUAUGGAAGCCAAUAUAAAUGCCGACACCAACCCUCCACAGCUGGAGGGUCAAAUCAUGCCUCAAACCCAAUCUGAAACGUUGGGCAAUACUCUGCCCCCUCUUCCUCCCCGCCCUCAGCGCGAGCAGCGCAGCGGUCGGCAGGCCUCACAACCUGUCGGCUUCGCUGCAUGGCUUCUCGCGCUCUGGGAAAAAUUGUCCGAGGUGGUCUCCGGAGUGAUCCGCGAGAGCGCCUCGGGAUAUCCGGGACAGGCACCCAUCCCGGAAAUUGAUGUCAACGCCCUCUCGGAGACAGCAUCCGGAAAGUAA
Messenger RNA from Bombyx mori (domestic silkworm), 759 nucleotides. RefSeq names its product ESX-1 secretion-associated protein EspI-like. The record is from RefSeq and is a predicted model, not a curated record. The coding region runs from base 1 to 759 and encodes 252 amino acids. Lineage: Eukaryota; Metazoa; Arthropoda; Insecta; Lepidoptera; Bombycidae. The transcript is spliced from 2 exons.